Molecule: messenger RNA, 2122 nt
Organism: Nelumbo nucifera (sacred lotus)
Lineage: Eukaryota; Viridiplantae; Streptophyta; Magnoliopsida; Proteales; Nelumbonaceae
Product: vacuolar cation/proton exchanger 3-like
Biological process (GO): calcium ion transmembrane transport; intracellular calcium ion homeostasis
Cellular component (GO): plant-type vacuole membrane
Molecular function (GO): calcium:proton antiporter activity
Source: RefSeq, a predicted model, not a curated record
GGUUUCUGAUAAUCUGAAUAGAAGAUCUGUGAUUGUACAAUUCCUUCCGAUCACAUUCAGACAAGUGACCAAGGGAUAGCUGUAUAUUCUUCUGAUUUGUAUAGCUUCAUUUCUCAAGGCUUCAAACUCAAGCCAUUUGGAAGCUGUGAGUAAUCAUACAAGAAGCUUCCUGGAAAGUGCCAUUAUACAGUUCUCUCUAUAUAGCAUCAUUCUCUUCCUCACCAAAGAUCUCCAGUCUGCUACAUUCUUUUUCUUCUUGGUAUUCGAAUUGGUUGAGAGCUUACAACAAGCAUCAUGGCCUCAGAGGAGCAAUGGACAUUAAUGGAGAACGGCCAUGGCAAUGACAGCAGCUUCAAGGGGUCGAGCAAGGAGAUUCGGCACGGGAGGACUGCGCACAACAUGUCAUCGUCGUCGCUGCGCAAGAAGUCGGACCUCAAGCUUAUCUCCAAGGUGCCGUUUCAACGUCUCAGACUGUGCUUGGCAAACAUCCAAGAGGUCAUCCUGGGAACUAAGCUCUCCGUUCUCUUCCCAGCCAUUCCUCUAGCGAUUAUUGCUGAAUAUUGCAAGUUUGGAAGAACUUGGAUCUUUGCGUUGAGCUUGCUCGGCCUCACUCCACUUGCAGAGCGUGUCAGCUUUCUCACUGAACAAAUUGCAUGCUACACAGGCCCAACAGUUGGGGGGCUUCUCAAUGCAACAUGUGGGAAUGCCACAGAGCUCAUAAUAGCACUGUUUGCCCUUUACAAAAGGAAAAUACAUGUGGUGAAGAGCUCCCUUUUGGGUUCUAUUCUCUCCAACCUUCUUCUUGUCCUUGGGACGUCUCUGUUCUGUGGAGGAUUAGCUAAUCUCAAAAAGGAGCAGAAAUUCGACAGAAAGCAAGCCGACGUGAACUCGCUCCUUCUGUUGCUGGGUCUGUUGUGUCACAUACUGCCAUUGAUAUUCAGACAGGCCGCGAGUUCUGACAUAGUGGCAGCAGUCUCAACUCUGCAGUUGUCGAGAGCGAGCGCCAUUGUCAUGCUGAUAGCCUACGUUGCGUACCUCUUCUUCCAAUUGAAGACCCAUCGCCAGUUGUUCGAAGCACAAGGGGAUGAUGAAGAUGGUGAUGAUGUGACUUCUGAAGAAACAUCUGUGAUUGGAUUCUGGAGUGCAUUUGCUUGGUUGGCUGGAAUGACAGCCCUCAUAGCUAUGUUAUCAGAGUAUGUUGUGGGUACAAUUGAGGCUGCAUCAGAUUCUUGGGGUUUGUCUGUAAACUUCAUUAGCAUAAUCUUGCUACCAAUUGUUGGAAAUGCUGCAGAACACGCAGGUGCAAUAAUCUUUGCUUUUAAAAACAAGUUGGACAUAUCUUUAGGUGUUGCCUUAGGGUCUGCUACUCAGAUAGCAUUGUUUGUGGUUCCUUUAAAUGUCAUCGUUGCAUGGAUAUUGGGCAUCAAUAUGGAUCUUGAUUUCAAGUUCCUUGAGACUUCUUCUCUUGUUUUAACAGUAAUUAUCACAUCCUUCGCUUUACAGGAUGGGACCUCCCACUACAUGAAAGGAUUUAUUCUUUUGCUCUGCUAUGUGGCUAUUGGGGCCUGCUUUUUCGUUCUCAAAACGCCGCUUCACCAAACGAGCAUCCCCAAGCUUGGAGUGGAAUCAUCAUCUGCAGGAGUCUUGGCAGCUUAACAGUGCAGGCUUUCAACUUUGGGGUUACUCCUUCAUACCAUGGCAAAUUAAAUGUCUCUGAAGAAGGGAUAAGUUUUAUCAUUCUUUGAUUUCUAUUGGCUUUGCCGGUUCCUGAAGCAUUCUGCAAUUUACAUUGUAUUGUUAAUAGAGGAUUUUGUGAUGAACCAAAAGCUCAAGUGAAGCAGCCAUCGAAGUGGUGAUAGACUGUGAAGACAAAUGAUACAAUCCAAUCCUGAAGAGGAGCAAAAUACGCCACAGAAUUCAUAUAUAGCUUCCUACAUUUUGGUGUAGCAUGGAUUCUCCCUGUAGCUAUUGCUUAUUUUUGCUCAAGUAAUACUAAAUAGUAUAUAGGCUUGGUUUCAUUGUCUGGAGUACAGGGGAAAUUUUCAUUCUGAUAUUAUUUUACUUGAGCAAUUGCUUUGUUUAUUUUUGAGUAAUAUUUAAUAAAUGAAAGAAGUUCUUAUAA